AUGGCCGCGGCGCGGGUGCUGCUGCUCCGCUCCGGGCGCCCCAAGCCCGUGAGCUUCUCGCAGAGUGUGUGUGGCCUCCUGGGCGCUGGGCCGGGGCCCACGCACUGCGGCCUGAAGCGGGGACAGCUCGUCCUCUCGGACAGGCCGUUCCCAGGAGCGUCGGCCAGGCUUCCGCUCCAGCGACCCCCUUUCUGCCCUUUUGCUGCCCUGGACCAGCAGCCCGGGGCUCCUGGGGCCGAGCUGCCCACGAAUCGAGGUGUGGAUCUGGGUGUGGCAGUCAUUCUGCAGUCCAGAGAUCAGACCGUCUUGUUGACCCGAAGGACACGCACCCUCAACGUUUCACCCAACCUCUGGGUAUCCCCAGGUGGGCAUGUGGAACUUGAUGAAGAGCUGUUGGAUGGAGGGCUUCGAGAGCUUUGGGAGGAGAGUGGACUACAGCUGCCCCGGGGCCAGUUCUCUUGGGUCCCUCUGGGGCUAUGGGAGUCUGCCUACCCUCCUAGGCUGAGCUGGGGUCUCCCCAGAUACCAUCACAUCAUUCUCUAUCUACUUGUCAUCUCCCAGGAGUCACAGCAGCAGCUGCAGGCCCGGAUCCAACCAAACCCAGGAGAGGUGAGCGCCUUUAUGUGGCUGGGACCAGAUGUAGCAGCUGCAGUGGCUGCCACAGAGGAUGGGGCAGAGACACCCAGACAUCUUCCCCAGGACCUACCACCCUCUGUCCCUGCAGUGGAACUAGGAGAGGAUGGAGGAGCUCGACCUCUGGCCUUGCCCACGUCCACACUGCUGCGGACCACCCCAGCCGCGGCCGACAGCCAAGAGAGGGUCAGCACAGGGACCAAGUUUGCCCUCAGGCUCUGGCUGCAACACCUGGGCAGAGUGACACCCCUAUCACGUGGAAGUGGAGCUCACUCGGACCCAGGGUCAGCAAAGGAAGAACAGAAUGUGGACCCUCUCCCCGCCGGACCAGGAAUCUGAUUAACCCCCUCCCCAGCCCACCUCCGU
Molecule: messenger RNA, 999 nt
Organism: Camelus dromedarius (Arabian camel)
Lineage: Eukaryota; Metazoa; Chordata; Mammalia; Artiodactyla; Camelidae
Product: nucleoside diphosphate-linked moiety X motif 17
Exons: 1
Coding region: 1-972 (323 amino acids)
Biological process (GO): NADP+ catabolic process; NAD+ catabolic process
Cellular component (GO): peroxisome; cytosol
Molecular function (GO): NADH pyrophosphatase activity
Source: RefSeq, a predicted model, not a curated record